UCUCUCUCUCACAGUUCCGAGGCUACUCGCCGCCCGGCCCACCCUCCCAUCCCUCCCAGAAGCUGUGGGGUUUUAAAUACAGUUUGGGUUUUAACCGCCGCUGUCGGAGGAUCUUUUAGUCGCCAGGAAGAAUGAGCACCUACACCGUGUCGCUGCCCGGCCCUGGCCCCUGGGGCUUCAGGCUGCAGGGGGGCAAGGACUUCAACAUGCCGCUGACCAUCUCCAGGAUUACUCCGGGCAGCAAGGCGGCGCAGGGUAACCUGGUCCAGGGUGAUGUCAUCGUCGCCAUCGAUGGCGUCGGCACCGACGGGAUGACUCACCUGGAGGCCCAGAACAAAAUCAAGAUGGCCAACUACAACCUGGCGCUCACCAUGACCAAGGCGAAGCGUACAGCUUUGAUGCAUACACCGAGGAUCGACGCUGCCUCUAUUCCCCUGAUCCCUCACCAACAGCCUCAGUCAGCGCAGGUCAACGGCCGCCUGUCGGCCUGCAGCGCCUCCUCCGGGCCCGUAGGGGGCGACUCUCCCGGGCGGAGGCAGAGGAAGCAGUAUAACUCGCCCAUCGGCCUGUACUCAGAGGAGACUCUGAGGGAGAUGGCGGCCGUACAGGCGGGGCGGCCGGCCGGCUUUAGAAACACUCUUGUAGACAGCGCGUCCCCGGUCUAUCAGGCCGUCCAGAGUGCGGAGAAGGACCAGGACCUGAGCGAAUGGGGGCGCCGAAGCUCUGCAGCCAACCUGCAGUCCAAGUCCUUCAGAGUCCUGGCCCAUGCGACCAGAACACAGGCCUUACCAGGGGAGGAGGAGGAGGAGGAGGAGGAGGAGGAGGAGGCAGCUGUGAGGAGGAGCAGCCCUACUGAGCAUGCUCCAGCUUCUGCUGGCUCCGCCCCUGCCGCUCUGCAGCCGCUGGACCCCGCCCAUGCUUCACCUGGCCCCGCCCCUCACAGCCAAUACGCUCAGCCUCCUGCCAUGCAUCAGGCUCCACAAGCCCCGCCAACGCAGCAGUACCAGCCAAUCCCACAGCAGUACCAGCAGCAGUACCAGCAGCCAAUGCCGCAGCAGUACCAGCAGCCAAUCCCUCAGCAGUACCAGCAGCCAAUCCCUCAGCAGUACCAGCAGCCAAUCCAGCAGCAGUACCAGCAGCCAAUCCAGCAGCAGUACCAGCAGCCCCCCACGCAGCAGGCCCGGCCCACUCAGCAGAGCUCCAUCCAGGUCCCUCUUGGCUCCGUACCUCCUAAGGUGGUCAGCACCGCCUGCAUCUAUCCCUCCCAGCCAGCUCCCGCCCCUCCAGCUGCUGCCCCGGCCCCGGCGCCGGCCCCCUCUGGCCCCGCCUCCUCUAACCGCCCUCCCUGGGUGUCCGACACCAACUUCGCCGACAAGUUCGACCCCAGUAAGACGACCACGAGCACCGUGAAGGUGCAGCCGCUGCCACGGGGCGCCCCUCCUACCCCACCGUUCAUCCCCAAUCCCUCCCACGCUGCUCCCGCCACUCCCAGCCCUGCCCCCGCCACACCAAGCCCCGCCCCCUUCGCUCCUGUGGCGAGGGGCGUGGCCCAAAGGGCGGAGAGGUUCGCCGCCAGCAGCCGCACGCCUCUGUGUGGAUCCUGCAACAGUGUCAUCAGGGGCCCCUUCCUGGUGGCCCUGGGCCGCUCCUGGCACCCUGAGGAGUUUAACUGCCACUACUGCCACAUGUCUCUGGCUGACGUCAGCUUCGUGGAGGAGCAGAACAGCGUCUACUGCGAGAACUGCUACGAGGAGUUCUUCGCUCCGACCUGCGCCCGCUGCAACACCAAGAUCAUGGGGGAAGUGAUGCACGCUCUGCGGCAGACGUGGCACACCACAUGCUUCGUGUGCGCGGCGUGCGGCAAAGCGUUCGGAAACAGCCUCUUCCACAUGGAGGACGGAGAGCCGUACUGUGAGAAAGAUUAUAUUUCCCUCUUCAGCACCAAGUGUCAUGGCUGUGACUUCCCGGUUGAAGCUGGAGAUAAGUUCAUCGAGGCUCUGGGUCACACCUGGCACGACACCUGCUUCGUCUGUGCGGUCUGCAACAUGAACCUGGAGGGCCAGCCUUUCUACUCCAAGAAAGACAAGCCUCUGUGCAAGAAGCACGCUCACGCCAUCAACGUGUAGACCAACGUCACCGGGGGCAACGGACGGACAGCGCAAGCAGACGACGACGACGACGACGACAUUUACAAGAUGUGUGUAAAACGCUCUGUAUGCAGAAUACACUUUGGUUUUCCUUUUUCUGUGCAUUGAUAUGAAUAUGAAUGACUGAGACGACGCUGCCUGAUGAUUCUGCUUCCAAGAGAAAAGACU
Sander lucioperca (pikeperch) is the source of this 2315-nucleotide messenger RNA. RefSeq names its product LIM domain-binding protein 3-like. The coding region runs from base 132 to 2126 and encodes 664 amino acids. Gene Ontology annotation, biological process: actin cytoskeleton organization; heart development; muscle structure development. The transcript has 15 exons. NCBI's taxonomy places the organism in Eukaryota, Metazoa, Chordata, Actinopteri, Perciformes, Percidae. Gene Ontology annotation, cellular component: filamentous actin; adherens junction; stress fiber. The record is from RefSeq and is a predicted model, not a curated record. Gene Ontology annotation, molecular function: actin binding; muscle alpha-actinin binding.